AACGUAAUCACAAGUCGUUUCAAUCAACUACGCAUGUCCAUUUCGAAGUGUUUGUUUACGUGUGUUGUGUUUGCUUGCGACUGCUUUCCUAGGCUUGUGCGUAAUAUUGUUUUGCUAUUUAAACCCAAUUCGGCCGGAAUGGCAGCUGCAGCCCCGAACCCGGAGGAUUCGAACAGAAGCAGUGGGACCAGCCCAGCCACUGCAAUCACUGGGGAUGGGGAUUCAGAGGAGGCCGAGGAAUUCACAUCUUCAACCCACUGUUCAGAGCUUUCUCGUCGGCAGAAUGAGCAAAGGAAAGCCGGAUUGUUCUGUGAUGUGACGUUGGCCUUUAGCAGCGGGGCAGACAGCGAGAGGGUACAAAGUUGCGAGUUCACGGCUCACCGUUCGGUGCUGGCUGCUUCUACUGACUAUUUCACCCCGUUACUCGGAGGGCACUUUUCUGAGUCUCUGUCUGGGCGGGUGGAUAUGAAAGAGUGGAGCUCUGAAACUGGUCCCGACGCAGAAACAGUGGAAAGCGUCAUUCAGUUCAUGUACACUGGUGAAAUACGAGUGAGCACUGCGAACGUUCACGAAGUACUGGAACUAGCUGACAGGUUCCUGCUGGUGCAGCUCAAAGACUUUUGCGGCGAGUUCCUGAAGAAGAAGCUGAGCCUGGCCAACUGUGUGGCAGUGCACAGCCUGGCCCACAUGUACACCCUGGACCAACUGGCGCUGCGGGCCGCUGACAUGAUCCGACGCAACUUCCACAAGGUCAUCCAGGACGAGGAGUUCUACACGCUCCCCUUCCACCUGGUGCGAGACUGGCUGUCCGACGCAGAGAUCACAGUCGACUCGGAGGAGGUGCUCUUCGACGCCAUCGUCAAAUGGGUACAGCGGAAUGCAGAGGAGCGAGAGAAGUACUUCGAGGAGCUUUUCCGGCUCCUCCGGCUCCCCCAGAUCAUGCCAACUUGUCUGACCCGGGUGGUCAAGAAGGAGCCACUUGUAGUCAACAACGCUGCCUGUCUGCAGCUGGUGUCCGAAGCCGUUGAGGGCCACGCCAUUCGUUUUGAAAACCUCAAGUCUGCCGACCUGGAGUUCUGGGCAUCGUACAUGGCAGCAUUCCAGCCUCGGUUCGGACAGAACAUGGAUGUGAUCAUGGUGGUGGGCGGGGUGUCGGAGGGCGGCGACUACCUGAGCGAGUGUGUGGGCUACUUUGUGUACGAGGACCGCUGGGUCAACCUGCCCCACAUCCACAACCACCUGGACGGCCACGCCAUCGCCGCCACCGACACCCACGUCUACGUGGCGGGCUCCAUGGAACCGGGCUUCGCCAAGACCGUGGAGCGCUACAACCCCAACCGCAACACCUGGGAGCAGGUGAGCAACCUGACCACGCGGAAGCACUCCUUCGGCCUCACCUGCAUCAAGAACAUCCUGUACAGCAUCGGCGGCCACGGCAACUUCAGCCCGGGCUUCAAGGACGUGAGCGUGUACGAGCCGGAGCAGGACAAGUGGCACAACCUGGAGUCGGCCCCCAAGAUCCUGCGCGACGUGAAGGCGGUGAGCGUGGAGGACCGCUACGUGUACGUGACGGCGCGGACGCCAGUGGACACGGACAACGAGGACGGGCUGAAGACGGUGACCACGCGCUACGACACGGAGAGCCGCCUGUGGCAGGAGGUCGACUCCCUGCCGCUCAUCGACAACUACUGCGUGUUCCAGAUGGCCGUGGCCUCCACCAACUUCUACCACACGGCGUCCUGCUGCCCGAAGAGCUACGCCGUCCCGGACGAGGUGGCCAAGCAGAAGAUCGGCGCCCGCGUCCCCGACGACAUCCUGGAGAGCCUGCCGCCGGAGGUCACCAGCAUCGAGGGCGCCGCCAUCUGCUACCUGGGCGACGACGUGUUCGUCAUUGGCGGCUGGAAGAACAGCGACGACGUGGAGAAGCAGUACCGCAAGGAGGCCUACCGCUACUGCGCCGAGCGGAAGCGCUGGAUGCUCCUGCCGCCCAUGCCCCAGCCGCGCUGCCGCGCCACCGCGUGCCACAUACGCAUCCCCUACCGCUUCCUGUACGGCUGCCAGCGUUACCCCAUGCCCCAGAACCUGGCCCGCCAGAGGGACCGCAUGCAGCAGAUGCAGCAGCUCCACCGGCGCACCCUAACACUGCGCAGGCAGCUGCAGUCCCAGAUUGAGUGCUGAGCGCCGUUCCGUCCUGAACCAAGCGCCAUUGCCCACACGGUGUCUCUGUUCACGUUCACUGUUUAUUGGCAUCCCUCCCACCCGAUCUCGCCUAGUUUGUUGAUAUUGCCUCGCAUCCUUGGUUUCUUUCAAGUUUUCGACGUUAAGGGGACUGACCAGAUCAGGUUUGGGAAGUGAGUGAAACAGACGACGAACAGUCUAUGAGAGAUGUGACAAUGUCCAUAGAACGGAAUGAUGACCGAAUGGUACUUCAUGUGAGAAUGACAUGAUAUUUAUGUGAUAUGUCUAAUACCAUAGCUACCAGAAUAUGAACUGCUUUUGGCCUUAUUUAAAUAUGCCUUAUCCUAAUCCUCUGUAAAAGUAAUCUUUAGAGAAGUGUUUCCAUGUGGAUGCACAUUUUGGUUUUGUCCAAGCAGCUGUUUUAAAGAAUCGACCUAUGAUGACAAAUGUUUUAUUUGAAUCAACUAUAUAAGGCUAGGCAAACCAAAAUGUGCAUGGUUUCGGCAAGGGCAUUCUUGGACAACCGCAGGUUAUGUAGGAUUUUGAUUUAAUCCUUAAAUUGAGUUUAGUCAAUCCUAACUGACCAACUGAGCUAGUUGUCCACUGGUGCCUUAGGGACCCCAGGACCAACUUUGGGAAACACAACUCUAUAGUCUCAGUGCUGAAAUGCUCUUGCCUAUUUGUGCUAUGUCAGCUUGUUUGUGCUAUGAUGCCUAGUUCCUGUCACUCAGUGUCAUGCCAACGGCAUCAACAGAGUUGGCAGUAGCACAAACUGAUCUUGGACCAGGCCAACAAUCCUCGAUUUCGGCUUGUAUUUCGGCUUGUGAAUCAAAAAGGUUGAGUUCCUUCCCGACAUCAUUGCAGACGCAUUCCAGGUUCGAUGUACAUAUAUGCACAGUGGCCAAUUCAUUAAGUAUACCAAUCUGGUGUCGGACCCCCUUUUGCCUCCAAAACAUUCUCCAUUCUUUGCAGCAUGGUUUCAACAUGGUGCUGGAAUCAUUCCUUUUGGGAUUUUGGUCCAUGUUGACACAGUCACUUCAGAUUUUUCAGCCACAAACUUAAUGCAAACUUACCAUUCCACCAAAGGUGCUCAAUUGGAUUCAGAUCUGUUGACAAAACCUCAACCCUGGUUGCAGACUGUAUUUAUUGAGACGCAGAUUCGAUGUUUGCGUUAAUAAGUCGAUGUAACUAAUAAAAUGUCAUGAGUGUGCGUAUGUAUAGAUAUAUGCUAUAUAUGUAUAUAUAUUGUAUAUGACCAUGUACCUUUAUGUACUGGGCUGGCUUCAGUGAGAAAAUUACAUUGGUUUGUAGCUUAAGCCCAAACUUUGCUAUAAUGUGAAUUUGUUGAGUACUUUGUAUAUACUUGCUAUUCUUUUGGCUUAAAGGCUACUGUUUUUGCUUGCUUCAUUACAAUCUUUGGCCUCUUUCCUUAAAGGCUUUGUUUUGCACUACAUUAUGUCUUAUGAUAGUUCAAUAUGUUGUGUAUUUUGAAUGUUGGAAAGGGACGUAUAACACGUAAGACUGGUUGAUAUUGUAUAAAUAUGCACGGUUGGAGUGUAGAAAAUAAGUUCCUCUGAUUUGGGGGAUCUCAAAUCAAUUUUGAACUCCUAAUGCAGAGGUGUCAAACCGGUUCCACGGAGGGCCGAGUGUCUGCAGGUUUUUGCUCUCUCCUUGUACUUGAUUGG
Molecule: messenger RNA, 3863 nt
Organism: Esox lucius (northern pike)
Lineage: Eukaryota; Metazoa; Chordata; Actinopteri; Esociformes; Esocidae
Product: kelch-like protein 11
Exons: 2
Coding region: 34-2178 (714 amino acids)
Molecular function (GO): protein binding
Source: RefSeq, a predicted model, not a curated record